AUGGAUGACGGGGACGGGUUCCAGAGCCCACCCAGCGGGUUCCAGAGCCCACCCAGCGGGUUCCAGAGCCCACCCAGCGGGUUCCAGAGUCCACUCAGCGGGUUCCAGAGCCCACCCAGCGGGUUCCAGAGCCCACCCAGCGGGUUCCAGAGCCCACCCAGCGGGUUCCAGAGCCCACUUAGCGGGUUCCAGAGCCCACCCAGCGGGUUCCAGAGCCCACCCAGCGGGUUCCAGAGCCCACCCAGCGGGUUCCGGAAACCCCAACAACAGGCGCCACCACAGCAACAGACGCCACCACAGCAACAGGCGCCGCCACAGCAACAGGCGCCGCCACAUCAACAGGCGCCGCCACAGCAACAGGCGCCGCCACAGCAACAGACGCCGCCACAGCAACAGGCGCCGCCACAGCAACAGACGCCGCCACAGCAACAGACGCCGCCACAGCAACAGACGCCGCCACAGCAACAGACGCCGCCACAGCAACAGACGCCGCCACAGCAACAGACGCCGCCACAGCAACAGACGCCGCCACAGCAACAGACGCCGCCACAGCAACAGACGCCGCCACAGCAACAGACGCCGCCACAGCAACAGACGCCACCACAGCAACAGGCGCCACCACAGCAACAGACGCCGCCACAGCAACAGACGCCACCACAGCAACAGACGCCGCCACAGCAACAGACGCCGCCACAGCAACAGACGCCGCCACAGCAACAGACGCCGCUACAGCAACAGACGCCGCCACAGCAAAGGACAUACCGUAAUAGAAGUUUAUGCCUGGAUUUAUGGAGAUGGCAGGUGACAUGUGCGGCCGAGAAGACAGGAGCGGGGAUGAUAACUAGACUGUACAUGGCGAAGCUCACGGACCUGCAAAUGGCUGGCAAAUCUCUAGAGUUCACAGAUGAAUUUGACAUCUUGGGAAUCAAGUUCGACUCAUCAAUGACAAUGAAGAGCCAUGUGCUAAACCUAGCUCAAAAGGCAGCUAGGAAACUUACAGCUUUACGGCGCAUCUCUCAUCGUCUUUACAGCAAGGGAUGCUAA
Molecule: messenger RNA, 1044 nt
Organism: Procambarus clarkii (red swamp crayfish)
Lineage: Eukaryota; Metazoa; Arthropoda; Malacostraca; Decapoda; Cambaridae
Source: RefSeq, a predicted model, not a curated record